Molecule: messenger RNA, 902 nt
Organism: Magnolia sinica
Lineage: Eukaryota; Viridiplantae; Streptophyta; Magnoliopsida; Magnoliales; Magnoliaceae
Product: acireductone dioxygenase 1
Exons: 5
Molecular function (GO): acireductone dioxygenase [iron(II)-requiring] activity
Source: RefSeq, a predicted model, not a curated record
CAGUCACAGUACAUUAACGAAGAAGAAACUACUAGAAUAUGGCUUCGAACUCUCCUAUAAAUACGCCCCCUUCCUUCUUGGAAGCCUCGUUGCAGGAUAACAUCUUCACAAUAGGCAACCAGUGGCGCACGAUUAGCUACCAUGGCAAUCGAGGCUUGGUUGACGGAAGAAAGCGAUGAGGAUCAAAGACUCCCUCACCACCGAAACCCGAAGGAGUUCGUCUCCUUAGAAAAGCUUGCAGAACUGGGGGUGUUAUAUUGGCACUUGAAUCCAAAAGAUUAUGAUAAUGAUGAGGAGCUGCGGAAAAUCCGAGAGAGCAGGGGCUAUAAUUAUAUGGACUUUCUGGACUUGUGUCCUGAGAAAGUGGAAAAUUAGGAGGAGAAGCUGAAGAACUUCUUUCGAGAGCAUAUACAUGCAGACGAAGAGAUACGUUACUGUCUGGAAGGCAGCGGUUAUUUCGAUGUGAGAGGCAAAGACGACCAGUGGAUACGAAUCUGGAUCAAGGAAGGGGACAUGAUUGUUUUGCCGGCCGGGAUCUACCAUCGCUUCACAUUAGACACUGGGAACUAUGUGAAGUUGAUGCGCUUGUUUGUCGGAGAGCCUGUUUGGACUGCUUAUAACCGUCCUCAAGAGGAUCAUCCAGCAAGGAAGGAGUAUAUCAAGAGUCUAUCAGAGAAGGUAGGUUUUGCUCUUGAGGCUCAUUAGUUUGGAUAUUGGUGAAGCCUACCACAUAGACCAAGUUAUAAAAGCUUAUGUAUUUUCAAUGGAUUGUGUUAGUGAGCAUGCAUACCUACCAUUAUAUCUUUGUCUGUAUAUGUACAUUGAUGCCAUUUUAAAAUAAAUGCAUGGUCAUCUCCAUUAGUAUCUAAUUGAUAACUAUGGACCAAAUACAUUAGCUAUUA